Synchiropus splendidus (mandarinfish) is the source of this 1562-nucleotide messenger RNA. Its product is annotated as 23 kDa integral membrane protein-like. Gene Ontology annotation, cellular component: membrane. The record is from RefSeq and is a predicted model, not a curated record. The transcript is spliced from 10 exons. The coding region runs from base 477 to 1214 and encodes 245 amino acids. NCBI's taxonomy places the organism in Eukaryota, Metazoa, Chordata, Actinopteri, Syngnathiformes, Callionymidae.
UGGUGGAGUGAUCGGACGGAUGGACUCUUGAAUAAAAUUCAUUUUCAAGGCUAGAAUCAAGUUCAAAUGCUUCCCAUGCAUGUCAUUGUUUAGUGUGGUAAACCACAAAAAAAGUUCAACUUAAAUUCAACAAAAAAAAAUGUUGAUUUCUUUUGAGACACAGGGCACAAAGGCGUGUUUAAGACCCUCCCCUCCCCACAUCUCCUCAUCUCCUUUUUUUUUUUUACAUUUCUUUUUAACAAUAUCAGUGUGACCCUCAUCCUGCCUCUGCUGCAACAUUGCACUGGUGAGUUCACUUUUCACUCUUCUACACUUGGACUACUGUCAGAAAUGAGAUGUGAUUUAAUUUUGAUUUCGUUCAGGACUAAUAUUUUCUUUGCACAGCAAAAAAAAAAAAAAAGAAAUGUACUUAAUACAAUGUUUAUUGGGAAACACAUCGCACAUAACCAACAUCUGCUGGAUCCAAGAAGCUGAAGAUGGAAAAAAUCAAUCGAUGCCUGAAACUCUGCUUUCUCAUCUAUAAUGCUGUGAUUGUGUCCAUUGGAUUGGGGAUGACUGUGAUAUUGAUCAUCAUUGCUAUAGUAACACAAUUACCGGUGGGAGUCUCUGUGUUGCUCUGGAUAUAUGUCAUCAGUGUUUUGGCUAUUAGCAUUCUGGGUCUACGUGCAGGACGCAAGGAGAAAGGACUCUUGCUGAAAAUAUUUGCAGGCGUAAUAAUGGCGGCGCUGGUGGCCAAUCUUGUUUUGGGCUUCAUCGUUGUAGCCAGACAAGCUCAGGUUUAUGGUCCAAAAUCCCAACUGUGGGACUCCUGGAUGCAGGAAGAGCUUAUAUGGCGCCAGGAAUAUGAGAAAUGCUGUGGAAUUCUGGGUGCCAGUGACUGGGGCUCACAGAUCCCUGAGAGCUGUGAUUGCAGCUACAACUACUACUAUGACUAUGGAUCUGAUUGCAUAGAUGCACCAGUGGGAAGUUACGGUCCAAGACGAGUCUACAGGGAGGGGUGCGGCUUUCACUCUGCACACGCACGCAUGUUUGAAGCAGCCAUGGGAGUCUGCUUUGGCACGGCAGCCAUCUUUCUGUUGGAUUUUAUAAUGGCCCUUGUCAUGAUAAAGCAAGUGAAGCAUGCGGACGUCACUGCUCCAGUCCUUGACGAGAGCGCCGAACCCCUACCCUCAAGCAGCGGCACGUGUCCUGGAGUCUCUGUGGUCCACAUAUAAAUCACUGUCUUGCUUCAGCCAAUCUGAGGGCCAAAUAUUGUUUUCCUCAGCUGCUGUUCUUGCCUGGAAUUUUAGAUGAAUUGUACGGUUUAAGGCUUUGUAGCUAUAGAGGGUAAACUCUGCAUUAUAUGGCAUUUUACAGAUGAUACAUAUUAUAAACAAUCAGGAAACUUUUAUCAAAAGUAUUCAAUGUGAAUUAUAUGAAUAUGAAAACACUCUUCUUUUGUAAUUCCUUGAUGAUUUCUGAGUAAAUGCAUAUGGUUGUUUUUUUUCUAAUGAAUUGUAAUAAAAGGAUGUUCAUCGUGUUACGCCAGUCAUGACAUGUCGCAAAUACCAUGACAUCUUGCC